This is a messenger RNA of Durio zibethinus, 747 nucleotides long. Its product is annotated as mitochondrial fission 1 protein A-like. Gene Ontology annotation, molecular function: protein binding. NCBI's taxonomy places the organism in Eukaryota, Viridiplantae, Streptophyta, Magnoliopsida, Malvales, Malvaceae. Gene Ontology annotation, cellular component: peroxisomal membrane; mitochondrial outer membrane. Gene Ontology annotation, biological process: peroxisome fission; mitochondrial fission; autophagy of mitochondrion. The record is from RefSeq and is a predicted model, not a curated record.
AAACUUUACCCAAUAAAUAAAUAAAUAAAACUACUAAAAAACGUUGAAACUAGUAAUACGAAAAGCAGACACAGCGUUUCCAAUUUUGCAAAGAAAAAACAAUCAAAAAUGGAAGAAAAGAUGGGGAAAUUCUUUGAGUCAGUGUCUAACUUCUUCUCCGCCUCAGAUCAGCUUCCAUGGUGCGAUUCUGACAUCGUUGCUGGAUGUGAAAAGGAGGUUACUGAGGUGGAUAAAGGUUCUGGUGAGUUAAAAAAUGAAUGUAUCAUGCGUUUGUCAUGGGCUCUUGUUCACUCAAGACGAGCAGAUGAUGUACAACGUGGAAUAGCUAUGCUUGAAGCUACAUUGGCCAGCACUACUAGUCCAUUGAAAAAGAGAGAGAAGCUUUAUCUUCUGGCUGUUGGAUAUUUUCGAAGUGGUGACUAUACAAGGAGCAGGGAGCUUGUGGAGCAGUGUCUAAUGAUAGAACCUGAUUGGAGGCAGGCACAAGCUCUUAAGAAGGCAAUUGAAGACCGGAUUACAAAAGAUGGCGUCAUUGGCAUAGGUAUUGCUGUUACUGCUGCAGGACUGAUUGCUGGUGGCAUUGCUGCAGCUCUAGCACGGAAGAACUAAUCCAUCUCUUUGAUAUGCGUGAGAAAUCUUUCUUGUAAAAUAUUUUCGGUGAAGCAAUGAAAGGAAAAGCUAUCCGGGCACAUCUUUUCUUUUAUGUUUUGUAUACUGAUGAUGUACAGAAAAAAUAUUUAGAAAUGC